CUGAAAAAGUAUGGGAAAAGCAUCUGAUUUUUCUUUUCUGGAAACUGAGAGAAAAGCAUCCUAAUUUUUCUCACUCCACCCACCGAUAAAAUCCCAUUCUUACCGCAAACUCCGCUCUAAAGUCUGUAGCCAACAUACAGUGAUCUCAAUGGAGCUCUCCUGCAACGACAGCAAGCAGACCAUCAACUUCCUCACGUCCUCCUACAAUGACCAAAUACGCCCCGUCCUCGACGCCGUCGACCGCCUCCGCCAGCUCAAGGUAACGCAGGAAGGAAUCCAGCUACCGACCAUCGUCGUUGUCGGCGACCAAUCCUCUGGCAAAUCUUCCGUACUCGAAUCCCUUGCUGGCAUCAGUCUUCCUCGCGGCCAAGGUAUAUGCACCCGAGUCCCCCUCAUCAUGCGGCUCCAAGACGACCCCUCUCUUUCUUCCCCUUUACUCCAUCUCGAGUACAAGAACAAGCGCGUUACCGCUUCCGAGUCAACCAUCACGGUUGCCGUCGAGUCUGCAACCGCUGAGAUCGCCGGAGUAGGAAAAGGUAUCUCCGACACACCCCUUACCCUCGUCGUUCGAAAGAAAGGCGUACCGGACCUCACCAUGGUCGACCUACCCGGUAUCACCCGUGUGCCCGUACACGGCCAGCCUGAGAAUAUAUACGAGCAAAUCGCGUCCAUUAUUAUGCAGUAUAUAAAGCCUGCUGAGAGCAUUAUUCUUAAUGUGCUCUCAGCCAGCGUCGACUUCCCGACGUGCGAGUCCAUCCGGAUGUCGCAGCAGGUGGACGGCAAAGGGGAGAGGACGCUCGCGGUUGUCACGAAAGCUGAUAAAUCGCCGGAGGGCCUUCUUGAAAAAGUAGCUGCCGACGAUGUCAACAUUGGGCUCGGUUACGUUUGUGUGAGAAAUCGUAUUGGGUCGGAAACUUAUGAGGAGGCUCGAGUUGCAGAGGCGAAUCUGUUCGAGACCCAUCCUCAGCUCUCCGGGAUCGAUAAAUCGAUAGUUGGGAUCCCUGUUUUGGCGAAGAAGCUGAUGCGGAUUCAAGCGCAAAGCAUAGCAAAAUACUUGCCUGAUAUUGUGAAGCAGAUUAAUGAAAAACUGAGUCACAAUGUUUCAGAUCUUGACGCCAUGCCUGAACAGCUGGUGUCCGUAGGCGACGCCUUAAGAGCAUUUAUGCAGAUCACCAGCAAAACCAAGGAGAUGCUCAGGAAGCUGCUAAUAAGAGGAGAAUUCGAUGAUUUUCCAAUUGAUAAACAAAUGCAUGGCACUGCAAGGCUAUCUGAAAUGCUGAAUGCUUAUGCAAAAGAGUUGCCAAAUGAUAUCCCGAUGAAUAAGAAGUUUUUCUUAAUGGAAGAAAUUGAGCUGUUGGAAGAGAGCAGAGGCAUUUGGCUUCCCAACUUUCUCCCUAGAAUAGCUUUUUUGACCCUUCUUCAGAGGAAGGUAAAGGAGGUCUCGAGCAUCCCGCAAGAUUUUGUAGAGAAGGUAUGGACCUAUCUUGAAGAUUUAGUUUUACGAGCUCUUGACGAGGCAUCAGAGAAUUAUCCAUCUCUUCGGGCUUGCAGUAGAAGGGCUGCACAGAAUCUUAUGGAGAAAAUGAGAGAACGCUCUAUCCAGAAUGUCAAAGAAAUCAUAGAAAUGGAAAUGUUUACGGACUAUACUUUCAAUCCUGAUUAUAUGAAGAUGUGGACGGAGCUCAUGGUGCCUCGACAAUCUUUCGUGGAAUUUGUUCAAAAUACCUACAACCCUACAAAGAUGAUUGUGAAGGUUGUUGGUGAAGUGGAUGUGGCUCAUUUACGGGGGAUCCGUGAUGUGGUUGUAGAACAAGCGUUUGAUAUGAGGAUGAGGCUCAUUUCUUAUUGGAAAAUUGUGGUGCUGAGGUUGGUGGAUGGUUUAGCUCUGCAUGUGAGUUAUGCUGUUAAGAAACUAGUGGAUAAUGAGCUUGAAGCGGCGAUUUCGAAGGAGGUGAUUGGUGGUGAGAGGAUGGAUGUGAUUGAGAAGAUGUUGGAGGAGCCUCCAGCUACAGCGGUGAAGAGGGAGCGGUUGAAGAAGAGCAUUCAGCUGCUGAAGGAAUCGAAGGAGGUGGUGGCCAAGAUUUUGGACAGGAUUUCUCUUAAUGGCACCGAUUAAGUGGUAGUUUCGUGCUUCUGUGUUGCUUAUCGUUAAUGCUUUAGUUGAACGUAGUUAGUUGUUUAGUGAUAUUGUCCUGUGUUGUCCGAAAUCACUGAGUAUCGUUUCUAGACAUGGCUGGGUUUAAGUGCUUGUGCUUUACGAGCUUAAAUUUAUGUUCUUUGUUGUUCUCAUGCUCACUUAUUCUCGAGCUCUCUCUUUCACUACAUUAUUCCGCUAUCAUCUGGUAAUCGAACCCCUUAUUGGCGAGAAUUUGUGGCCAUGGCUGAGAGAAAUCGGACCAGUUUUGGUGCCCAAUGCUUAGCCCAGGGGCAGUGCAGGGAGAAUUGGGGAUUGAUUUUUCUUUUGAAUAAUAUUUAUUUAUU
Molecule: messenger RNA, 2481 nt
Organism: Phalaenopsis equestris
Lineage: Eukaryota; Viridiplantae; Streptophyta; Magnoliopsida; Asparagales; Orchidaceae
Product: dynamin-related protein 4C-like
Exons: 1
Coding region: 149-2116 (655 amino acids)
Cellular component (GO): microtubule; membrane; cytoplasm
Molecular function (GO): GTP binding; microtubule binding; GTPase activity
Source: RefSeq, a predicted model, not a curated record